GCCCCAAAGGCGGAAGCGGAAUCUGGGCCACUCCUCCAGGCGUGUGAAAGGGUUUUGGGCUUACCGGUGCACUCUUGAGCGGUCCGGAUUCCUCUGGUGCAUGGACCGCACGUGUGAGGAGAGGCCUGUGGAGGAUGAGAACGACGAGGAAGACCCCAACUCCACGGAAGCCCCAAUCCGCAUCCGGGACACUCCGGAAGACAUCGUGCUGGAAGCUCCAGCCAGUGGGCUGGCGUUCCAUCCGACCCGCAACCUUCUGGCGGCGGGGGACGUGGACGGGGACGUGUACGUCUUUUCCUACUCCUGCCAAGAGGGAGAAACCAAGGAGCUCUGGUCUUCAGGUCACCACCUCAAAUCCUGUCGAGCCGUGGUCUUCUCUGAAGAUGGGCAGAAACUUGUUACUGUCUCCAAGGACAAAGCCAUCCACGUUCUAGAUGUGGAGCAGGGCCGACUGGAAAGACGCAUAUCCAAGGCUCAUGGUGCCCCCAUCAACAGUCUUCUGCUGGUAGAUGAGCAUGUCCUGGCCACUGGGGAUGACACAGGUGGCAUCCGGCUCUGGGACCAGCGGAAGGAGGGCCCCUUAAUGGAUAUGCGGCAGCACGAGGAGUAUAUUGCCGACAUGACUCUGGACCCAGCUAAGAAGCUGCUGCUGACAGCCAGUGGGGAUGGCUGCCUUGGUGUCUUCAACAUCAGGCGACGCCGGUUUGAACUGCUCUCAGAGCCUCAGUCUGGAGACCUGACCUCGGUCACCCUCAUGAAAUAUGGAAAGAAGGUGGCCUGUGGCUCCAGUGAAGGUACUAUAUAUCUCUUCAACUGGAACGGCUUUGGAGCCACAAGUGAUCGGUUUGCCCUAAGAGCUGAGUCUAUUGACUGCAUGGUUCCAGUCACAGAGAGCCUGCUGUGCACUGGCUCCACUGAUGGAAUCAUCAGGGCUGUCAAUAUCCUUCCAAACCGAGUGGUGGGCACUGUGGGCCAGCAUGCUGGAGAGCCUGUGGAGAAGCUGGCCCUUUCUCACUGUGGCUCCUUCCUGGCCAGCAGUGGCCAUGACCAGCGCCUUAAGUUUUGGAACAUGGCGGAGCUGCGGACUGUGGUAGUGGAUGACUACCGCCAGCGGAAGAAAAAGGGAGGGCCCCUCCGGGCCCUAAGCAGUAAGGCUUGGAGCACAGAUGACUUCUUUGCAGGACUGAGGGAGGAAGAAGACUCCACAGCUCAGAAGGAAGGGGAGGAGAGUGAGGAUGAAAGUGAUUGAGGGGAUGAGGUCAAUCUCAAGAUGGGUCCUCCCUGGGGAAGUCUUGCUCCUGGGCUGGAUACCAGAGAGGCUAUUUAUUUAUAAUACUCUUGUGCAGCACACAAGAUGCAUAGCUAGAGAUGCAGGACCGAGGGCGCUCGUGACAAAGCACUUGCCUUGUAGCGGCUACUCACUAUACCAGUGUAAGAGAAACCCGCAGCUGGGGCAAGACAGCACAGACACAGGUGUACACCAACCAGGGGUUUAAUAUAAAUACAACCAGCAUAGAAAAACCCAACAUCACACACCAGAAUGUAAAGUACUGGGGACAGAAAGCAGAUUUCUGAACCUUUGGCUCAGCCAGCCCCCAAAUAAAAUCAACAAAAAUGACAAAUCAACAAAAUAAGAAGUGAGAUUCAUAUUAAGCUGUGGGAGGAGGAGGAAGGUUUGUGUAUGUAUCACACAGAACGGCCAAGGAAUACCAAAGGGCCAAGGUUAGUCCCUGGGCUGGGAGGGGCAUGGCAAGGUCCCUCACCACAACUCAGCGAAACCAGAGCUGUCCCAGGUGUACUGGGGCCCUGCCCCAAAGGGGAGGCUGUGUCAGAGGUAGGGCAGAGCCCAUGUUCCUCCCCCUUUGAAAUCAGAUGGUGGCUGCCCAGGCCUGCUGGGCUGGGGCCUGACACAGGCUCUGUCAACUCGUUUGGGCUGCCUGUGAAGAGGACAUGGUCACUGCUUAACCACGGUACCUGCCUCAGCCCCACCAGUCGGUAGAAGACUGGCUCUAGAGGCACUCAGUGCCUCUAGCAACCUUGCAGACACAGCAUCCUUAGCCAUCUCAUGCCCAUUCUGCACAUCUGGGGCCAGCACAACCCAGAUGAGGCCACUGAAGGGCACUGGAUGCCCAGGGAUCACCACCUGGUACCAGAAGCGGUGCCAGCCAGCAGGGCCCAUGCCCAAACACUUGGUGAGGAACACAGGGCUGCCCAGCUUCAUCCGCUGGCACAACAGCUGCAGGGCACCCCGAGCCCCUUGGGACUCUAGCUUGUCCCUGGCCAGGGCCAACCGACUGCCCUCUGGCUGUAGGCACUGCAAGGAGGGGCCCACCAGCUGCUGGCGGAGUCGCUGCUUCAGAUCUGGCUUGAGCCACUCCACGGCCACCUGCUCUCCACAGAGGCGUGACUGCCCUGCAGAAAAAAGGCAGAGACAAGGGCAGGUCGAACCCCUGGAUCCUGAGCCCCCAAGCCCUAUCAACACAAGCCUGUUUAAUUUCUAGCCUCCCCAUUUCCUGGUAGUGUAACCUUGAGCAACUUCUCCAGGCUUCAUUGUGUUUCUUUGUAAAGGGGGUGUAGUAACUGCUAUCUCCUAAAUUUCCUUGUUGGAAUGCUGGUUGAUGCGGGCUUUGUCUACCUUAUAACCAUCAUAAUAGCUAACCUUUACUGCGAAUACCUGCCAAGAAUCAGGGAAUGUGCUAAGUGCCACCUAAUUCUCAAAACAGCCCGAGGAAGGAAGUUCUACAGUAGAUAAAAGGUAGACUCGGUAGGACUACCUUGGGCGGACUACCUUGGGCGAAUCAACCUCAAAACUGUCUCUUUUCAUAUCUAAAGAGGAAGAUCAGUCUGUGUGUGUCACUGGGAUGCUGAUUAAGUUACAAGAUAAUGCCUGGAAAGCUUUAAAGUUACCAUAGAUGGUAGCUGGUAGGUAGCACAAACGGAAAUUUAAAAAUCUCAGGUUAAAUAGCAUGAGGUCGAAAACUCAGGGAUUCUUAACGCUACUAUCUUGCUCUUUACCCUAUAUGCUAACGUGUAAAAGUGCACGGCAUAAUGUGUUUGGCCCCAACCAGCGGCCCCCCCACCGCCUAGCUCCCAUACCUUCCACUAGGGCUUUUUUGGCCAUGGCGGCGGCGCGGUGCGAGUUGAACUUCAGCAGCGCAAUUUGCGCGGGCGCGGGCCCAGGGCUGGGCAUCAGCAGCGCCUCCUGCAGGCCGGGACCCAGGGGCUGCAGCGCGAGCAGCAACGCGCGGCGACUCAGCCCCGGGGGCAGCCCGUCCACACUCAGCUCGCACUUCUCAGUACUGCGGCACACGAGCAGCGGGCAGGAGGGCCGCAGCGGGUGGUUGUGCAGCGUGGCGAUGGCGGCCUGGGCGCCGCGCCGCGAACUGUAGCGGGCGUAGGCGAAGCCACGGUUUAGGCCGCUGAAGGUCAUCAUCAGGCGGAACUCGUAGAGCCGGCCCACGCGCUGGAACAGUGGGAUCAGCUGGUGCUCGUACACGUCUUGGGGCAGCCGCCCGAUAAACACCUCUGAGCCGGCCGGCGGCGGGCUGCCCACCCAGCCUGGGGGAAGUGGGUGGGAAAGGGGCACCGUCAACCUACCGCAUGGUUCCAGGUUCGAACCCAGGAACCCAGCGCGAGAGAGCCCAUGUGCAAACAUCUGUGAAACGGGCGCAACACUCGCACCCCGACUCUUAGGCAUAACUAGGCGCCCGAACUAACAACGGGGCUAGCACAGAGUAGGUGCACCUUAAGACCGGCACCCUCCCUCGAGGGGGCGGACGGGCGGGGUGGGUGGAGAGCUACGGACAAGUUGUCUCAGCUUCUUGGGUGGAAGGGGUGCAACGGGUUAGAGGUUUCUGACUGCACAGCCCCGGGAUAGAACACCGCCCCCCCCCCCCCCCCCCCGCCCCCCAGAGGGUGCCAGCCGGGACCGUCAAGGAUUUUGUAGGGUGGGACUACCGUACCUGGGGGUGGCCCGCCAUACUUCCUCUGCCCGUUCACCUGCACCAGGCGGAUGCCCGUCUCCCUGACCCAUGCCUCCAAAGCUGCCUUGUUUUCCGGAUUCACCCUCUCACACCACAGCUGAAGGGGAAAGGGCUGGUUGGAAUGGCGGAUCACCGCGCCGCCGCCACCUCGCCUGUGGAGCUGCAGCUCAAGGAGUCCCCACUCCCAGCGCUGGUGGCGCUUGUCGACCCCAUCUCGCUAACCACCUUACCUCACAUUCCCGCUUGGACUGCAUGGCUAUCCCGCCAGCUACUCUGUACUCGCUUUAUAACCUCCUCCCCCCGUCUGCCUCUGGAAGCUUCCCUACCCCUCCACCCCCCAAGCUCUCAUUGGCUCUGAACACGACCCCGCCUCCCAAGGGGGUGGGGGUAUCCACUGCACGUGCGCUGCGGAAACCUCCUACCCGCAGGUGAAAGCUAGGAACCUUAGCGGGUGGAUGUGCUCGCAGUCUCACCUCCUAGGGCAUGGAUGUGCGCUGGCUGGCGGCACCCUUCACCCUGCGGAAGAGCUCGUGGCGCCUAAUGUAAGUUCUUCUCCCCAUUUUACACCGCUUAAGUGGUUGAAAUGGGAGGCCCAGGCUCCCACAGGGAAAGACAGGGCUAAGCAAUAGUGACACAGGCAGGCUCCAGUGGUUGAGUCAUUUUAUUGGACCUUUGACGGUUGGCUGUGGAGAGCAUUCCCUCCAUUUGGUUAGCAUCCUACAGGGGAGACCUUAGGAUGGGUCCCUGUAGUGCAGACUGGACUAAACCCCCAGGACCUAUGAAAAAUGGUGUAAUACCUGACCAUUUUGGCCUGUGAUUACCAAUAAAAUAAUGAUAAUAAAAA
This is a messenger RNA of Prionailurus viverrinus (fishing cat), 4827 nucleotides long. It is a transcript of the gene WDR55, whose product is annotated as WD repeat domain 55. The record is from RefSeq and is a predicted model, not a curated record. The transcript is spliced from 7 exons. NCBI's taxonomy places the organism in Eukaryota, Metazoa, Chordata, Mammalia, Carnivora, Felidae. Bases 101 to 1249 code for a protein of 382 amino acids. Gene Ontology annotation, molecular function: protein binding.